Messenger RNA from Daldinia childiae, 1455 nucleotides. Its product is annotated as Cross-pathway control protein 1. The transcript is spliced from 3 exons. Lineage: Eukaryota; Fungi; Ascomycota; Sordariomycetes; Xylariales; Hypoxylaceae. Gene Ontology annotation, biological process: regulation of DNA-templated transcription. The record is from RefSeq and is a predicted model, not a curated record. Gene Ontology annotation, molecular function: DNA-binding transcription factor activity. The coding region runs from base 1 to 1455 and encodes 484 amino acids.
AUGGGUCCAUCAGAACAAUAUCAUAAGCAGACAUUAAAGCAUUCAUCAAAAUGCGCUAAGCAAACCAGACCUCGUGUCUCUUCUCUUUCUCAUGUGCUCUCCGUAGCAACAGUCAAAAUUCAGUCUCCAAAGAAUAACAAUUAUCUCCCCACUCAACCCUUCUUCUCAGCUCUCCCUUUCCAGGAAGAACUGAACUCAAACGAAGCUAUUCACAGCUCUCCGAGUUCCCUCACCACCGCCAACAUUCCCCAGCAAGACUCUUUAGUCUUCACCACGGAUUCUCAACAGCAAACAUGGCUUCCCUCCAGUUCCCCGAGCCUGCCGGCACAAUCCGCGCAAUCCAGCUUCCCACCACCGCAACAGGACUUUGUCUUGUUCGAUCAACCCCAGCCUCAGAGACAGAACGUUAACCGCUCUGUAUCCUCACCUGCCUCAGUAGCAGUAUCAGCCUUUGGAUCUCUUAACGUCAACCCUAGCCGCUCUCCGCAUAUCUCAAACGGUUCUUCACCUUCAAUACAGAAUCAGCGAGUGGCUCAGAUUAUCCGGGCAACAGGACAUCAGACUUCUUCCUCUACGGCAUUUACCAAUCAGUUUAAUUCUUCUGUGCAUAAUCAGAACUUACAACAGUAUUACGCAUCAAUUUCUCCUUUACGUUCUACCGCUGCGGCGAACCAAAAUCGUGUUGCUCGUCCACCUGUACCUCUUUUCACACAGGGCGGUAGUAAUCAACAGGCGGCCAGGAUGGAUCUUCAAGACGCUCUGAGCCUUGAAGACCUCACGGCCUUUCAGGGGCCAACGACUGCCUACUCUUCCCCUGGAAUUCCCGGCUACGACGUGAGUGUGAGCUCUGCCUCUAGCACUGCUAGCAACAUGGGGACCAUUUCGCCCCAAGACUUGUUCCUCGACCCCACCACGUCUGCCCCGAACUCUACCGCGAUCACGAACUUGACGUCACCUUCCAUGUAUGACGGGUCUCCUGAGCUUCAAGAUUAUGAGUUUGAACUCUCCCCGAAUCUUGGUAAUAACGAUUUCGACCAUGGCUUUAGUAGGGCAUGGCCUUCUUUGUUUCCCGAGGAAACCCCAGUUGUCAAUACUGCCUCUACCGGCGACGAAUUGUCACCGGCACAGCAGUCUGAUGAGCUAGAGGUGGCGGAAACCGCUUCUAAGCCUCGUCGCAAAUCUGGUCACUCCCCGUCGUCCGGGAAUCAUGGCAGACACUCUUCAGUCUCUGGUGUGAAUCCUCGUCGUCGAGACAAGCCACUUCCUCCUAUCGUAGUUGAUGAUCCGAACGAUUCGGUUGCCAUGAAGCGAGCGCGAAACACACUGGCAGCUCGCAAGUCUCGUGAGCGUAAAGCGAUACGAUUUGAGGAACUUGAAGCGAAGAUCGCUGGUCUUGAGAAAGAGCGUGAUUUUUGGAAGAGGAGAUGCGAAGCACUAGAAUCUCAAACUGGUUAA